Messenger RNA from Raphanus sativus (radish), 1287 nucleotides. RefSeq names its product putative F-box/kelch-repeat protein At3g43710. NCBI's taxonomy places the organism in Eukaryota, Viridiplantae, Streptophyta, Magnoliopsida, Brassicales, Brassicaceae. The transcript has a single exon. Bases 153 to 1265 code for a protein of 370 amino acids. Gene Ontology annotation, molecular function: protein binding. The record is from RefSeq and is a predicted model, not a curated record.
AAAGAAAAGAGAGGAGCAGAAGACUUGGCUAUAAAAGGUUGUCAAGGUCAAUACAAAGAAUCAUUGGGAGCAAAUAAGAGUAGAGAACUAGAUAGAGCAGUCGAAAAAAGAAUAAGUGAUCACAGCAAGAAAGUGUGUAAACCCGUUGCUUGAUGGCGAAACUGAUCGAAGAAGAGCCACCGGUUAAAAGAAGAAGGAUGACGUUAAAUAUUCUGAUGCUUCCUGAUGAUUUGCUAUUGAAUUGUUUAGCUCGUAUCUCUAGAUUACACUACCCAACUAUAUCCUUAGUCUCCAAGAAAUUCCGCUCUAUCCUUACCUCUUCCGAGCUUUACCAAACACGAACCCUCUUAGGCCGCACCGAGAGUUGUCUCUACGUGUGCUUAUCGGUCCAUAAUGAUUCUAAGCCGCUACGUUGGUUUACUCUCUGCCGGAUACCAAAUAGCCCGAGGAAAGUUUUGGUCCCAGUUUCAUCUCCCCAUCAAUCUUUCCCCGAGUUCUGGCCGGCUGUUGCACUCGUCGGUACCAAUGUAUAUGUCAUUGGUGGUUUAAUAAAUAAGAUAGCGUCUUCUAGCGUCAUGGUCAUGGACUGUCGUUCUCACACAUGGAGUGAGGCCCCAAGCAUGCUUGUACCACGUCAAAGCCCAUUUGUUUGCGUUCUUGAUGGAAAAAUAUAUGUAGUAGGAAGCCAGUACGACCAAACCAGCUGGAUGGAGGUAUUGGAUACAAAGACUGGUAACUGGGAGUUUGUGCCGGGUCCUAGCGAAGAAAUAUGCAAAAAAGGUACUAAGUACCAAUGCAUAGGGUAUGGUGGAAAAGUUUACGUGAAGGCUGAGAGAGGUGAUACAUAUGAGCUGAAUAGAGGUAGAUGGAGAAGAGGACCCUCGUUCAUCGAUAGGGUUGGUUUCGAUUCAUCUUUUUGUGUGAUAGACAACGUGCUGUAUCGUUGGUAUAGCUGUUUGAUCGAUUGGUAUGACUCUGAGGAAAAUUUGUGGGGAACGGUGAAGGGUUUGAAGGGAUUGGUUCCCUUGAAUUCAGGUUACAUCCAUGCUAAAGUUGCUAAUCAUGGUGGGAAAAUGGUGAUUUUAUGGGAGGAGAAAGUGUGUGUUAACAAGCUUCAUCAAGAGACAAAGAUUUGGUGUGCGGAAAUUACUAUUGAAAGACGCCAGAAAGAGAUGUGGGGGACCCCUGACCAGUUUGAAGUUGUCUUGUCUACAACCAAUGAACGAUUUGAUCAAUUAUCACAUGUUUUUUCUGCUACUCUUUGAUGAAUACCACUAGGGAAAAACU